AUGCCCACCCAGGGAAUGACCAAAGAAGAAAAACGCCUCACCCUCGCCCUACGCCGGUGGUACAUCUCCGCAACAACGACCACAAUCGACAACAGCGGCUCUGCCCUGGACCGCGAAAACGCUGAGAAGCUUCUGGGCUGGGUGCGGCUCGCCGUCGAGAUCCUGGAAGAGAUCCUCGAGCGGCAGGGAGGGUACAAGAAGCGUGGGGAGUGUCAUCUGCGCCGAAAGGAUUAUGACAAGGAUAAGCGUACGUAUGAUUUGUUGAUUCCGCAUGUUGCGCCCUUUUUGAGCAUUGAGUUUGGGAGGGAGCGGGAUAUGGAGAGGUAUAUGGAGGCUGGGGAUGCGCUUUGGUGUUAUUUUAACGGGUAUCAGGAGUAG
Messenger RNA from Aspergillus calidoustus, 378 nucleotides. Lineage: Eukaryota; Fungi; Ascomycota; Eurotiomycetes; Eurotiales; Aspergillaceae. The record is from the annotation of a GenBank genome assembly.